CGAGGCUGUUUCCAAGCUUAAAUCCAGGCUUCCUGAAGUUCUCAAGGCUGCCAGCAAGUCACCAGAGGAACCCGAACCUUACACGCUUUGGGGCAUUGCCCUCGAUAAGGAUUCAUCCGAUGAAAAGCUAAACGUUCUUUUGGUCAAGUUCUUGCGCGCUAGAGAUUUGAACCUGGAUUUGGCGAGCAAAAUGUUGAGUGACAGCAUAGCUUGGCGAAAGGAAUUCAAGGCAGACAGUAUCUUGGACGAAGAGUUUGAUGAGUCUGUCUUUGGCGGUGUCGGGUACAUUCACAAGACUGAUAAAGAAGGCCGUCCUGUUUGCUACAACUUCUACGGUGAAUUGGACCAGGAAGCCGUUUUUGGCGAUUUGCAAAAGUUCAUCCGUUGGAGAGUUCAGCUUAUGGAAAAGGGUGUCAAACUUGUCGACUUUGUUAAUGUGGAUACCAUGGUCCAGAUUCACGAUUACAAGGGCGUUUCUAUGUUUGGUCGUACGGCUAAUUCCAAACAGGCCACAAAGGAGAUUAUCAAAAUCAUGCAGGACAACUAUCCUGAAUUUUUGUCAACCAAAUUCUUUGUCAACAUACCCUGGUGGGGCAGGUACGAAAACACAUGCUAAGCUUAUUCGUUUAAACCAUAUUUUAACUGUUUGUACCUGGUAAAUAGCAAAAUCUUCAAGCUAAUUCGCCCACUGUUGCCAGAAGCUACUGUUAAGAAGUUUGUCGUUUGCUCAAAGUAAAGUAUACAUCAGGUCUACUAGGAAUAUUUACAGUAGCUUAUUAUUGUAUGACUAAUUUGCUCAAUUAUUUUUAUAUUAUAAUAGCGACGAGUUGAUUGAGACACUAU
This is a messenger RNA of Zychaea mexicana, 843 nucleotides long. Its product is annotated as CRAL-TRIO domain-containing protein. The annotation marks the transcript as partial. The transcript is spliced from 4 exons. The record is from RefSeq and is a predicted model, not a curated record. Gene Ontology annotation, molecular function: lipid binding. NCBI's taxonomy places the organism in Eukaryota, Fungi, Mucoromycota, Mucoromycetes, Mucorales, Lichtheimiaceae.